Messenger RNA from Haliotis rufescens (red abalone), 834 nucleotides. RefSeq lists its product as uncharacterized. The record is from RefSeq and is a predicted model, not a curated record. Lineage: Eukaryota; Metazoa; Mollusca; Gastropoda; Lepetellida; Haliotidae. Bases 53 to 559 code for a protein of 168 amino acids. The transcript has 4 exons.
UUCAUUUGUUCAUGACACGCACAGAGGCAGAAUCCCGCAUCAGUAUUUGCCGAUGGAUAAGAUAACGUUUUUCGCAGUUCUGGUAACGAUUGGUGUUGGAGCUGCCAUGACGCCUACACCAGCGUUCGCCUUUAAAACCGUGUCACCAAAGACUGUCACAACUAAAGUUGUUAAAACUGUGUUCGCCUUUAAAACCGUGUCACCAAAGACUGUCACAACUAAAGUUGUUAAAACUGCAGUUUCGUCAAACAACGGCUCAAAGUUUAUCAACCUCUCGCCUUGCCCGGCGUCAAACGUCAGUUCAGCAGAAGACAUCACGUACCGUCCACCCUCGGAGAAUAUUAAUGUGGAUUUUGUCCUGCAAUCUGGAAACACGGAACUAUUUGACCAUUCCAAGAUGGCGGCGGGUCUCGGGAGGUGCGCCCGUCAGUGCACCGAGUCCACAACCUGUGUAUCGUUUGCCUUCAGUCACAAAGGAUCCUGCUAUGCUGGAGCCCAAUGCGACCCUGGACAGUUACCGGAAACAGUGUUGUAUUAUGAAAUGAGCGUGUUCCGUUGACAUUACUGUUCUUUUUAACACAUGUCCAAUAUACGAGGUUGUGCCUCUUAGCUUUCUUCGCGGUUGGUGUGAUAACUCCCUGUUUGGACCAGGACCAUAUUUUCAGGUGCACAAUUGACUUUCCUUUGCCCAUGUGAUGGUGAUUCGUAAACACGUGGUUACGGUAUAGGCGUUCAAUGGACUCUUGCUUUUAUUAGAUAAUUCCCAUGGUUAUGAAAAGGGUUUUGUCGCUUUUAUUAACAUGUCUUUGUUCUGAAUAAACAUUUCUUAUCGGA